Molecule: messenger RNA, 2285 nt
Organism: Alligator sinensis (Chinese alligator)
Lineage: Eukaryota; Metazoa; Chordata; Crocodylia; Alligatoridae
Gene: DDX56
Product: DEAD-box helicase 56
Exons: 14
Coding region: 554-2239 (561 amino acids)
Molecular function (GO): nucleic acid binding; RNA helicase activity; ATP binding
Source: RefSeq, a predicted model, not a curated record
AGGCACUGAGUAAAUAGAAGGGCUCUUUUGCCCUAGGGAGGUGGGUCCAUCGAUGACCCCAGGGCAGAUGUGACGUUGCCUGUGGGUCAGCAAGGGACCCCCAUGUUUGGACACCUGGUAUCUAUCCAGCUGCUGGGGGAGUAGGAACUUGGAUGCCCGGAUUUUUUUGGUGGGGAGGGGGCAAGGGCUCGGACACCUGGGUUCCUCGAGGCAAAGCUGGAAUGCAACCCAGGUGUCCUGGCUGCCCUGACUGGCCCGGGAACCCAGGAAUCCUGGACCUGGUGCCACCUCCGCAAAGCCUCAGGGCUCCAGCUAUAAGGCCCCUCCGUGCCUAGUGCGGUACGAAGCUGGGGCGGUCCUCCAGCCGAGGAGCAGUACGGAGGAGAAGCUACGCUCUAGCCCAGGGGCUUUGUCUCGUUGGUGCGCACUGAGACCAUCUGCCCACCCCAAGCUGGUCGGCGCAUGCACGAGCUACCGCCUAGUGCGCCCCCGUCCGGGUUCCGGAAGUGCAUGGGCGCAUGCGCACCAGGCUUGACAGACGCUAGCGGCGAGCAUGGCGGCGCCCAGCCCGAGUUUUGCGCACAUGGGGUUGGACCCGCGUCUGCUGCAGGCCAUCGCGGAGCUGGGCUGGGCCAGGCCCACGCUGAUCCAGGACAAGGCCAUUCCCCUGGCCCUGGAGGGCAAGGAUCUUCUGGCGCGUGCCCGCACCGGUUCAGGCAAGACGGCUGCCUACGCCAUCCCCCUCAUCCAACGCCUGCUGCAACUCAAGCAGGGCCCAGCAGUGCAGGAGCAGGCAGUGCGGGCCCUGGUGCUGGUGCCCACCAAGGAGCUGGGCCGGCAGGCGACUACCAUGCUGCGGGACCUGGCCGCCUACUGCACCCGCCAUGUCCGCAUUGCUGAUCUCUCCGCCCCUACUGAGCCAGCGGCGCAGAGGCCCCUGCUGAUGGAGAAGCCGGACGUGGUGGUGGGGACCCCUGGACGGGUGCUGGCCCAUGUGUUAAGCCAUGGACUGAGCCUCCGUAAUUCACUGGAGCUGUUGGUGCUGGAUGAGGCUGACCUGCUGCUCUCCUUUGGCUUUGAGGAUGACCUCAAGAGCCUGCUGUGCCACCUACCACGGAUCCACCAGAGCUUCCUCAUGUCGGCCACUUUCAGCCCUGACGUAGAGGCGCUCAAGGAGCUGGUGCUGCACAACCCGGUGACACUGCGGCUGCAAGAGGCGCAGCUGCCAGGGCCGGCCCAGUUGCAGCAGUGGCGCUUGGAACUGGGGACAGAGGAGGACAAGUGCCUGGUGCUGUACGCGCUGCUCAAGCUGGGGCUGCUACGUGGCCGUGCUCUGCUCUUCGCUGGUGCCCUGGAGCGCAGUUACCGCCUCCGCCUCUUCCUCGAGCAGCUCGGCCUGCCUGCUGGCCUGCUCAACGCCCAGCUGCCCGCCCGCUCCAGGUGCCAUAUCCUCAGCCAGUUCAACCAAGGCUUCUACGACUACCUUAUCGCCACUGAUGAGCUGGACAUGGUGGAGAGCCAGGCCCAGGCCCGGACCCGCAGGAAAGCCCGCAAGGGCCCCAAGGUUGACAAAGGCCAGGACCCUGAGUUUGGCGUCUCGAGGGGCAUAGACUUCCAGGACGUGGCAGCUGUCAUCAACUUUGAUGUGCCCCCCACCCUCGAAGCCUACGUCCACCGGGCUGGCAGGACGGCCCGUGCUGACAACCCCGGGACAGUCUUGACCUUUGUGCUGCCAUCAGAGUGCCCGCAGCUGGAUGCCAUCGAGGAGGUGCUGGGGGCAGAUAAUGCUGAAGCUGCCAUCCAGCCCUACCAGUUCCACAUGGAAGAGAUUGAGGGGUUGCGUUACCGCUGCCGAGAUGCCAUGCGGUCAGUGACCAAACAGGCUAUCAAGGAGGCACGGUUGCGGGACAUCAAGGAUGAGCUGCUCAACUCGGAGAAGCUUAAGACAUACUUUGAGGACAACCCCCGGGACUUGCAUUUGUUGCGGCAUGAUCGGCCCCUGCACCCUGCCAUCAUCAAGCCCCACCUCCGCCAUGUGCCUGACUACCUGGUGCCCCCCAGCCUACGAAGCGUUGCCCGGCCCCAUCUCAGCAAGCGCAAGCGUCAGCGCCACAAGCCUCCAGCCCACAACAGAGCUGGCUUCCAGUCCCGGGGGACCCGUAACCCUCUCCGGAGCUUUCGCUACCUGGGCAGGAAACCCCGGCGCUUGGCCAAGAAGGAAGAGGAGACGGUGGCCUGACCCAUUGGGCUUGACUGGAUGGACUCGGAAAGAGGCAGACCAGCAG